Molecule: messenger RNA, 912 nt
Organism: Fusarium keratoplasticum
Lineage: Eukaryota; Fungi; Ascomycota; Sordariomycetes; Hypocreales; Nectriaceae
Exons: 4
Coding region: 67-912 (281 amino acids)
Source: RefSeq, a predicted model, not a curated record
UUCACCUACUUUCAAGUCUUGACCGACUUCUCAUCAAAUAAAAUAAAUGCCCGGAAGAGAUCGCCCAUGCCUCCUCGUCGACGGCAGCGUCCUCUGCCGAGGGUGUACGCCCUACUCAACGCGGGCGUGAGGCUGGUGGCGUGGUUGACUAGCCUUGCUGCCGUGCUCAUGCUGGCGUAUGUGGGAAAGGAGUGGCCAUCAAAGGGCCAGGUCGUCAUCGCAGGCGCCCUAGGUUGCGCCAUCGCCAUGCUCAACGAUAGCUGGGACAUGCUGGCCACCACCGACGCCUCCAUGGUAGUCCCGCGUCUCGCCGCGUCACGAAGAGUCCUGCACGAUCUCUUCUCCAUGGCUCUCUGCGUCGGCGGCAUCAUCAUGAUGUGGGUAUCCAACAUCAGCCUCUCACCAGAAAAGACGUCGGAGCAGCGUCGUCAAGAGAUGUGGAUCAUGAUGGCCCUCUGGACCCUGAUCGCCGUAGUCGCGUGGAGGUUGAUAUUUGCGGUUUGGGGAUACAUUACGUCCGAGUACGCGAGAUGCCCUCAAGAAGGCCUCGAGACCAUCUUCACUGGCUUCGGCUCCACGAUCAAGAACUUUGUCAACCGCCAUCGCCACCGUCGAAACAAGGUGCUCUCGGUGACGGUCCAAGUGACUCUUCGCAGAGUCACGAUAGGAGCCGUCAUCAAUUUGCCUCCGCCGGUGCCCGGGAGGGGGAAGCAAACUCGGGUGUUUGAGUACACUGUAUCGGCUGAGGGGAAAGAGUACCCGCUGAGGCUGUGGGUUAAAACUUCUCGAGGACAGUUUCUAGAUGGUGAAGGCGGCUCUAGCCCUGAGGAGCCUUGCGUCGAAGGCUACUACCGGGCUUCGUUGCACUACGCGAGGUGGAUGGUGGAAUCUUUCUACCAGUUUUCAUCGUGA